AUGGGUGGUGUGAUCUUAAAGCUUUGGCUGCUAAGCCCUCCUUUAGGCCAGUUGAUCACCCUAAGCUUGCACGCAUUGCCCAGUGUAGUACAAGCGCUAUGGGGACACCGUGGCCUCAAGCGGCAGCAUGGCCCAACGACACCUACGAGCACGCCACCUUCUUCAGCGAUUACCUCAGGAAAGCACUCGUCUGUAUUGAAACUGCAGAAGAUCAGUCUGCACCCAAGCCACUAG
This is a messenger RNA of Sclerotinia sclerotiorum 1980 UF-70, 234 nucleotides long. RefSeq lists its product with no specific name. Lineage: Eukaryota; Fungi; Ascomycota; Leotiomycetes; Helotiales; Sclerotiniaceae. Bases 1 to 234 code for a protein of 77 amino acids. The record is from RefSeq and is a predicted model, not a curated record. The transcript has 2 exons.